CACGCCCGGGUGGGCCCGGCCCUGGCUCCUACUCCCCACGGCGGCCACCCCUGCUGCCUUCCUGUCCCCUCGGGCGUUGGGGGGUCGGGCAGAGCAGGACAUGGGUGACCGGAAGUGGGAGUUGUGAGUGUCGCAGCCCGGGGCGGGGAGGGCCCAGGCGCUGUCGGGCCUCCGCGACUCACGCAUGGAGAGUGCUGGGCGUCGGGCUGCGGACCGACCGCUAACCGGGACGCACGGGCUCUGCUGGGCAGAGGCUGUGCUGAAGCGACCGGCCUCUUCGGGCGCGGGAACAUGAGGCCAGGCCCGGACCCCGCUGCGGGAGUGGCGCGCGAUGUGCGGGCCUGCCCGGGUCGCGGGUGAACGGCGCGGCGCCCCGGGACUCGGUAAUUGGCGCGAGCGAGCGCGCGCAUGCGCGGGGCGGCGGCGGGCACGUGGCGGGGCGCAGGGCUGCACCGCGCGGGAAGCGCCUCGGUGUCCUGGAGCCCUGCGGGCCUGGCGACCUCCUGCUUCAUGUGCCAAGUGUAAUGGAGACCGGCGCCACCAUGGGCCCCACUCUGCUAACGCCACCUGGUCCCUGUAGUCCAGAGCAGCCCUGAAGGGGCCGCCGCUGGUCUCGUUUACUCCGUGUGGGCCCUGGAGCCAACCUGUCCUGAGUCUCCACCCUGCAGCCCGUCGUUGUUGGCGGCGGCAUGGUCUUCUGUCUGGAGAACAAGGAAGCGCGCCGCCCGCUGGGAAGCACCAUGGUCCAAUUCCAGGCCUCUGAAGUCCAGCAGCUGCUACACAACAAGUUCGUGGUUAUCUUGGGGGACUCAAUCCAGCGGGCUGUGUACAAAGACCUGGUGCUUCUGCUCCAGAAAGACUCACUGCUCACAGCCGCCCAGCUGAAAGCCAAGGGGGAGCUGAGCUUUGAACAGGACCAGCUGAUGGCUGGGGGUCAGCUGGGUGAGCUGCACAACGGGACACAGUACCGAGAGGUCCGCCAGUUCUGCUCGGGUUCUGGCCACCACCUUGUACGCUUCUACUUCCUCACCCGCGUUUACUCCGAGUACCUCGAGGGAAUCCUGGAGGAGCUGACAUAUGGGCCUGCCCCGGACCUGGUGAUCAUCAACUCCUGCCUCUGGGAUCUCUCCAGGUAUGGCCGCUGCUCGAUGGAGAGCUACCGAGAGAACCUGGAGCGGGUGUUCAUGCGCAUGGACCAGGUGUUGCCAGACUCCUGCCUGCUGGUGUGGAACAUGGCAAUGCCCCUAGGAGAGCGUGUCACUGGGGGUUUCCUUCUGCCUGAGAUGCUGCACUUUAUCACUCAGCUCCAGCCCCUGGCAGGCUCUCUGCGGCGGGAUGUGGUUGAAGGGAACUUCUACAGCGCUACACUGGCUGGGGACCACUGCUUCGAUGUCUUGGAUCUCCACUUUCAUUUCCGGCAUGCAGUACAGCACCAUCACCGGGACGGUGUCCACUGGGACCAGCAUGCCCACCGCCACCUCUCACACUUGCUUCUGACCCACGUGGCUGAUGCCUGGGGUGUGGAGCUGCCAAAGCGUGACUAUCCCCAUGGCCAGCCCUUCCCACCCCAUGAAUUCUUCAACUUUAAUCCAACAGAAGACUGCUCGAUGCCACCCCACUUAGGAUGUAGCCCCGCAGUGAACUUUGUGCCUGGCCCCCUGCCUCCUCCAGUCUCCAGCCCUAUCCCCCAUGGUCAGCACCGGGGCCUGGCCGUCCACCGGGGGAUGCCACGCUGUAUUCACACCAGCCCCUACCACGUGCCAAGGACAGGGGCACCCUGCAGGCAGCGUCCCAGACACUCAGACAGGCUGAUCCAUACAUACAAACUGGACAAAUGGCCUCCUCCCCAUUCGGGGACGUGGCCUGGGUAGAGUGGAUCUUAUGCUGGAGCUGAAUGUGCCAGUGGCCCUGCAGUGCCUGCUUCCCACCCCAGGUGCUGGGCCAGGGUAUCUUGCUAUGCCUGGCAUUGUUGUUGUCCAUUGCUGUCACCAAUAAAGGCAUGGAAGAACAGA
Molecule: messenger RNA, 2012 nt
Organism: Aethalodelphis obliquidens (Pacific white-sided dolphin)
Lineage: Eukaryota; Metazoa; Chordata; Mammalia; Artiodactyla; Delphinidae
Gene: PCED1A
Product: PC-esterase domain containing 1A
Exons: 7
Coding region: 690-1871 (393 amino acids)
Source: RefSeq, a predicted model, not a curated record